CCUAGUGACUGACUAGUGAGUGCGGUCGUGCCGCGUUCAUUGCGAUAGUUCGGAUAUAUGCUCGAUAGUGAUUGAUAAAAGUAUUAUUUGAAAUCGAAAUCGGAUUGAUCUAAACUAUACAGACAACUGAUCCAAAGAACUAUGGCCCCUAAAAGGACAUCAAUAGUGUGGAAAUUCUUUAAUAAAAAUUCCAAUGAUUUGGCCAUGUGUAUUCUGUGUAAAAAGGAAAUCAGACAUAACAGCUCUACAACCAACUUGAGGGACCAUUUACACAGGAAGCACCCAGAAUGUUUAUCUUUGAAGCUACAAGAUGAUGGGACUGAAAUUGUUGUAAUAAAUCCUAAUGCAUCAGUAAAUGCAUCAAUGGGUUCUAUAGAUGUGGCAGUUGAAACAAGAAAGAAGUUUUUGGAUAAAAAAACGUCUCCGCUUUGGCAGUAUUUUACUUUGAUUGAUUCAAUUGUUGCCAUCUGCAAGUUAUGCUCUAAAGAAAUUAGAUACCAUUGCUCUACUAGUAAUCUUAGGGCACAUCUUAGUAGAAAGCACCCUGAUAAAAUUGGAAAUAUUGAACAAGAAAAGUUAGAAGACGAGUUUGCUCAAACUAUAGAAUUUGAUGCUCUGACAAAUGGAAAUGCAGGUGAAACUUCAGGUGGGGAGCAGCAAGUGAUAUACAAAAUGCCGGAGGAAAAACAGGUGUUUAACUAUAACAAGUUAGUUGUUCCGAUGUCAAUGAGAAGUGUCUAUUGGAAGUGUUUCGGAUUCCCAGCUAAUGCCGAUGGAGAAGUUCUUACAAAAUCCAAAAUAAUAUGCCUACUCUGCAAGAGUGUUAUAUCAUACAACAGAAAUACAAGCAACCUGAGAAUGCAUUUACAGAACAAACAUCAAGCUGACUUAAUGCAAUUAGAACACUCGCAGUCUCCCAAGAAGCCGAGGGAGACCAAAGAUAGGAGGCAAAAGAAAGUGGUCGGCAAUGUUUUCAUGACUGAUAUGAAUGGUACUCUGGUAAUCGGAGGUGAGAGUAAUGAGAACGCCAACUCUAGUAUCAUGGAGGACUACCAUGCUGCAAACUCUCUGGGAAAUGAGGGUGGUUCAUCACAGCAGAUUCAUAGAUCAGGCAAACAAGUGACUCUAGUGGUGCCUGGAGGAGAGACUCAGAGUUGCACCAUUGAGAGCCUGCAUCCGUUCAUGAUCCCUGUAGACAGCAAGAGUGUGUGUGAUGCCAUCGCAGAGUUUGUGGUGACAGACCUACAGUUGCCGGAGAUAGUAGAGGGCCGAGGUUUCCAAAGGCUCAUUGCCACACUCAAGUCGCCUUGUGAGAUCCCCAGCAAAAGCAAGCUGAUGGAUGAGGUCAUUCCCACUAACUACGACAAGUACAAGGAGACGCUUCAGGAGACGUUGCUGAAUCUGAAGACAGAUGUUGCCCUCACUGUGGAGGAGUGGGACUCUGCCAUAGGGGAAAGCUACAUCACCUUCUCUGUUUGUUAUCAGCAGGAGAAUGAGCAGAACUUGGUGAGCAGAGUGUUGUCCACAGUGCGUUGUCCGGUCACCUGUGACAUUGACUUCUGGAACCUUAUUGUGGACAACAUGUUGGAGGAGUGGAAUGUGAAGGAAGAGAAGGUGCGUGCGGUCGUGUGUAACGGUAGUAGGUCUCAGAUCACCGACACUUUCACAGCCAAGGGGUUCACAGUGCUACCUUGCUUGAUGAGCACUUUACAGGAUGUGUGCAGCAAAGUUUGUUUUGAGCAAGAUGAUGUCAGAGAAAUUUUAACCAAGUGUCGAGCAUACAUUGGUACAGUUUACAAGUACAACAACGCCCUAGCAGCUCUCAGGAUUCAGGAUCAUCUCAUGUCGUUGGAAGAGACACCUCUCUUAUGCGACUACCCCAAAGUGUGGAUCUCCACUUAUCAGAUGCUAGAGAACUUCAUAGCCCGUCGCCAAGUGUUGUCAUCCAUACUGGACAACAUAGAGUCUGCUACACUGGACAGAGAAGCUAUAACAUUGUCCGAGGGAGACUGGGCGUUGAUGGCGGACGUGGUGGAGGUACUAGAGCCAUUUAAGGUCACAGCAAUGACUUUAAGUGAGGAAAAAGCACCCUUGGUCUCACUCAUCAAACCUUUGUUGUCGCAACUACUGAACUCGCAUCUGAAAGAAAAGGCUGAUGAUUCAAUGAACGCUCAAGUCUUCAAAGGAGCUUUAAAAACGUUUCUCUCAGAAAAGUACCAGGAGCCAGCAGUAGACCAGCUACUCCAGAUUGCCACCACCAUGGACCCAAGAUUCAAGUCACUACCAAACACGACAGAAGAGAGUCGCAACUUGCUGGGAGGCCCCAUCAAAGAGGCUCUUGCAUCACUUAUUGAGAACACACCUCAAGAGAUCAAACCUGCUGAAGACUCACCUCCAGAGAAAAAGAAAUCAAGGCUAUCAGGGAUGAUGAUGCUGUUGGGAGAGGUGAACACAUCGAGUGGAAGCUGCUCAGAGAUGACGGCUGUGGACCGAGCCAGUCUAGAGAUCAUACAGUACCAGUCGGAGCAGACAGCCUCACUAGACCAGUGUCCUGUAGUGUGGUGGGGCAGAGUAGCUGCCAAGUGUCCCUGGCUAGCUAGACUGUCACAUCACUACAUGUGCAUCCCAGCCACAGCCUUACCUCCAGCACGUCUCACCAUGGAGGCCCAGGUGACAUAUGACGUGCGACGUGGCAACCUCACACCUGAGAUUAUAGACAGACUCAUCUUCCUCAACUCAUCUAGUCAUUAGACACAUGCUAGCUAGGGUAUAUCACACCAGUGUUGAUUUGUUUGCAAAUUGCCUAGUUUUUUUGUUUUCUUUUAGAAUGAAGUGGUCUUUUGUUUCUAAAGAGGAUUAAGAAAGGAUGCUUCAAUAUUAGGUUUUGUGUAAUAAUACUGAUUCUUUAAUUCUGCCUUUUCUAUGUAUCCCAAUCAACAGAGAUUAUCAAAAAUGUGUUUUUUCUAUUACUAAUUCUUACACAAUUAUCAUUUCUUUAACAUAGCCUACAUUUUUAUAAUGUUACUUUUAUCAUUCAAAAGUAAUGUCAUAUGUCAUAGUACUACUUUGGUGCAGUAUACUCUAGUUUGUUGUAAAUACAAAAAAUGUAUAUUUUUACUUUUUAGUUUUUAGUCUACUGUUCUGAAAAUAGGGGUUGUAAAAUUUAACCUGUAAUAUUUUAGAUCAUGUAUUAAUGAUAGAUUGAAUUAG
Molecule: messenger RNA, 3210 nt
Organism: Macrosteles quadrilineatus (aster leafhopper)
Lineage: Eukaryota; Metazoa; Arthropoda; Insecta; Hemiptera; Cicadellidae
Product: E3 SUMO-protein ligase ZBED1-like
Exons: 11
Coding region: 142-2751 (869 amino acids)
Molecular function (GO): DNA binding; protein dimerization activity
Source: RefSeq, a predicted model, not a curated record